This is a messenger RNA of Durotheca rogersii, 2461 nucleotides long. RefSeq lists its product as uncharacterized. NCBI's taxonomy places the organism in Eukaryota, Fungi, Ascomycota, Sordariomycetes, Xylariales, Xylariaceae. The transcript has 3 exons. The coding region runs from base 221 to 2134 and encodes 637 amino acids. The record is from RefSeq and is a predicted model, not a curated record.
AGCAGCAGCGCCAGCACCCAAGCAGCACCCAGCCCAGCCCAGCCCAGCCACUACGGAGUCGCAGCACCACAUGCUCUACGCGUGGUACCGAUGCCGGAUGGUAACCAUUCCCGGUCCCAGUCCCCGUCCCUCUCCCCCGGCUUAUUAAUAGCAUUACCAAGGUUAUCGUCGUGAUACAAGCUACCUUGUAUUGCGUCGUAAUACCUCCUCCUGCUUCCUUAUGCUCCCGCCCAUCAUCACAUCCACUUCUGCUCCUCCUCCUCCUCCCGCCACCGCUGCCGCUGGCCCCCUCUUCUCCUCCCUCGCCAUCACCGCCGAUCGUCCCGCCCCCAGCUCCACCGGCCCCUACCCUCCCUCUCCCGCCGAUGCCCGUCCGAGACCCUCCGCCGCGGCCCUGCCUCUUGCCAGGCCUGAUGCCCUCGCCCACCCCUCGCCCGAGAACGUCGACACGCCCCCCUCCGAUUCGAACGGCGACUCCCAGCCGCUGCUGCCGGGCCAUGGCCACCUCCCCGCCCACCCAGCCGCCGACCUCGCCCUCCAGGACCAGCGGACGAAGAAGCGUCGCACCGGCCCCAGCUCCAGGGGGGUGGCGAACCUGACCCCCGAGCAACUCGCCAAGAAGAGAGCCAACGAUCGAGAGGCGCAGAGAGCCAUACGCGAGCGUACUCGGAACCAGAUCGAAGCCCUCGAGAGGCGGAUACGCGAGCUCACCUCCCAGCAACCGUACCAGGAGCUGCAGGCCGCCAUACGGGCCAAGGAAGCCGUCGAGGCCGAAAAUGCCGACAUCAAGAACCGACUCGCCUCUGUCAUGUCCUUAAUACAGCCCGUCCUGUCUAGCCAGCAAGCCGAAGUAACUUACGCAUCGCCUUUCACAAACUUCGCCCCGACUCAGGUCACACAGCACUCGCCCUCCACCCACACCACGUUUAACACCUCGACGCCCGCUAGUGCUGCCUCGCCUGCUUCUGCACCGGAGCCGCCAUGGCAGGCACAAAUGCAGACGCAGUCGAGCCCAAAUUCGUCCCAGGUAAAACUCCUAAACCAGCAACGACAUGAUCUCCUCCACAACCUAGAUCUCGGCGCUGGCGAGCAGCUGAAACUCGACUUCCUCCUCGACCCUUCGCAGCGCGUAAGUCGGAUGCAGACCGGCGUCAACGGGGCUCAGGAUACCCCCGAAUACCGACAUCUUCCCAUGAAGCAUGACUGGAACGCCAACGUGCUCCCAUCUCCCCGAACCAAUACGGCCGCCGGCAGCGCGCCGCCGCAGCUGCAGCGCAUCGAGUACGUGUCGCAGAAUGCAGCCCCAGCCCCGGAAGAGCCGCCCUGGGUCGGCAAUUCGGCGCCGAUCAAGAAUAGCGCGCCGACCUGCCCCCUCGACACCCUCCUCCUCGAGUUCCUGCACGAGCGGCGGCAGCGCGCCGCCGAGGGCGUGCCCACGCGGGAGGUCGUCGGGCCCCGGUACCCGUCCGUGUCGUCGCUGCUAAACCCGGCAAACAGCGCGCUAUCUCACCCGCUAUCCAAAGUAUUCACCGACAUACUGGCGGCGUUUCCCGGGAUCAGCACACUACCGGAGCGGGUGGCAGUGCUGUACAUCAUGUUCUUGAUCAUGCGAUGGCAGGUGAGCCCGACUCGAGAGAACUGGGAGCUUCUGCCGCCGUGGGUGACGCCGACGCCGGCGCAACUCGAGGUACCGCACCCGGCGUGGAUCGACCACCUGCCGUUCCCGCGGAUGCGCGAGGCGCUCGCGCGCGAGCACGCGCCCGGUCGCGACCCGGCCGGAGUGACGUUGUUCGACAAUUUCUUCAUUCCCUUCACCCUCACCAUCUCGCUCAACUGGCCCUACGAGGCCACCGAUGCCCUGCUCCGCAGUCCCGACGGUGCCGAACUCAUCAUCAACCCCGUCUUCGAGCGCCAUCUCCGCCGCCUCGAGAACUGGUCGCUCGGCGAAGCGUUCGACCGCACGUUUCCGCGCCUCAGAGGUACGUACAACCUCAAGAGCGAUACGCCGCACCAUCAUCAUCGACAGCAGCAAUACCAGCGCGUCGGCGGCGGCGGCGGAGGAGGAGAGGGAGGGAUCGACGCGCGCCGAGCGCCAGGGGAGGACGUACCGGAUAGUCGCUUUAGCGAGGGGUAAUUAGUAAAUCGGGGAUGGAACCGAGAAUGAGCAGGUGUAUAACAAACACGGAGCAAGACGACUUGCGAACGGGGUUUCUUCGAUUAGAACCACUCCGUCCACCCCCUUUAAUCCCGCUUGAGCCCGCACGUCUACUAUAACUACGUGCCUAUACCCAUACCAACGGCGUUCUCUUGGAUUUAUAUAAGGGAGGGAGGUGGAGGCGUUUACACAUACACACACCCACCCACACACACACACACACACACACACAUAUAUAUAUAUAUAUAUAUAUCAUUAGGGUUCUCGGAAAAAGUUGUCGGAUUCUGAACACGUGUCUACGUCUCC